This is a messenger RNA of Brassica oleracea var. oleracea, 689 nucleotides long. RefSeq names its product stigma-specific STIG1-like protein 1. NCBI's taxonomy places the organism in Eukaryota, Viridiplantae, Streptophyta, Magnoliopsida, Brassicales, Brassicaceae. The coding region runs from base 102 to 521 and encodes 139 amino acids. The transcript has a single exon. The record is from RefSeq and is a predicted model, not a curated record.
UACAAACACACGCAAACACAUCUUCCGAUACAAAAAACUUUGUUUACUUUUUUUUUAUCUAACUCCUUUGAUUCUUGAAAGUCGACGACAAAAUAAGAAGAAUGAAUACAUUCAAGAUAUCUUAUUUCGUUGUGGUACUCAUAAUGGUCAUGGCCAUUGCAAUACCACUUAGCGAACCGCUAAGGGUUGAGGUGAACCACCGAAACAGAUAUGGUCAGUUGAUAGCUGCUACACGAGGGAAAAAAGGUGGGAACCGUACAAGUGCGAUGACAUGUGAUAAAAGCCCUAAAGUAUGUCGUCUCAAAGGCAGUCCAGGUCGUGAUUGUUGUCGUAAGAGGUGUGUCAACUUAAGGACCAACAAACUGAACUGCGGAAGAUGUGGAAAAAGCUGUCAAUACUCAGAAAUUUGUUGCAAUGGAUACUGUGUAAACCCGAUGUUUGAUAAGAGACAUUGUGGAGGUUGCUUUAAGAAGUGCAACAAAGGGAGGUCGUGUGCAUAUGGGAUGUGCAGCUAUGCUUGAAGAAACAUUGUGGGUAUAAUGGUUACAGAGAAAGGGAAGUUUAAUUUGUUGGUUUAGAUUGGUUUACAUUCAUAUUACAAUCUGAAAGUAAAAUAUUAUAUAUACUUUUACCAAAACGUAAAAUAAUAUAUGCUUAAAUAAGGGUGGUCAACUUGUUACUAAAAUUAG